UUUCCGGUUUUGUGCGGGUGAUAAAGCCUGAGAGAGCGCGGGGCCAGCGUCACCGGAAACCGCGACCCCCAGAACUGAGGCCCGAACACCGCCGCCCGGCUGAGGGGGAUGCCCGGCCUGUGAGAUCAGGUCCUCCUCCGCUCAUGGCCGCCGACCAGGACAAGCUGGAAGGUCUUAUUCCCGGCCGCAGAGCCAAAGCCGGCAUGCAGAUGAAGAGCCCAGAGAAGAAACGCCGCAAGUCAAACACUCAGGGCCCGGCCUACUCUCACCUCUCGGAGUGCCCUCCGCCUACCCCCAUGGUGGAUCAUCUGGUGGCCUCUAAUCCAUUUGAAGAUGACUUUGGGGCCCCGAAGGUGAAUGCUGCCGGCUCUCCCUUCAUGAACAACCCUGUGCCGUUUGGUAACUUCCGCAUGCAGGGUGGCAUGCCGCACCAGGUCCCUCCCGGUUAUCCUGGGGGUCCGCAGCCGAUGAGAAGACAGCCCCCACCCUUCCCUCCCAACCAGAUGGGCCCUGGGUUUGGAAUGCCUCAGAAUCCCAAUUAUGUGCAACCAGGGAACAUUAACUUUUCCAACCAGCCCUUCAACCAGGGCAUGGGACAGAGCUUUAGCCCUCGCGGGCAGAUGAUGCAGGGGCCGGUUGGUGGGUUUGGCCCUAUGAUGUCACCCACCAUGGGACAGCCUCCACGUGGGGACAUGGGUCCGGGCCCCGGCCCUGUAUUAACCUCCCCCAGUGGACCUCCAUUCUCUCAGCGGUUUGGCUCUCCUGGUCAUCCCUUUGGACAGGGGGCAAUGCAGAGACCCAGCCUCCCUCCUAACAGCAGCCCCUUCGCUGGGACGGACCAGACCUUCCCACCAGGUGUGGAGGAGCACAGCAAAAACCUCAACCCUCCCAGCAGCACCUUCAGCCAGGAGCAGCACGUGGGCUCCCCGUCCGCCAUCAACGGCAAUCAGCAAAGCUUUACUCCAAACAGCGCCCCCCGGGGGAACAGCAGCACACCCGAGGUCAACAACAUCCCCCCGCCCAGCAAACCCACUGGUUCCGGCCACCAGCCGCCCCCAGGCCUGGUCUACCCCUGCGGAGCAUGUCGGAACGAGGUGAACGAUGACCAGGAUGCCAUCUUGUGUGAGGCUUCAUGUCAGAAGUGGUUCCAUCGGGAGUGUACGGGGAUGACUGAGAGCGCCUACAGUCUGCUGACCCGGGAGGCCUCUGCCGUGUGGGCCUGCGACUACUGCCUGAAAACUAAGGACAUCCAGUCUGUGUACAUACGAGAACCCAUGGGCCAGCUGGUGGCUGCCAACGAUGGCUGAGAGCACCCCCUGGACUGAGGUUAUGUGUACAGGAUAGACUGACCCCACGGGGAGGAGACGGCAUCUGUGGCCAUGUCCGGUCUCAUGUGCCCUGUGUAUAUACAGCGUCCAGGACUGUGACCCCAAAGUACUGAUCCGGGGCUGUGCGCGGCUGGCCCCACCAGUGGCUGAUAACAGGGAGCAGGAUGCUGUGGUCUUCCUUCUUAAGAUCAGCACUUGUGGGGGUUUCUUGGCAGAAGAUGUGCCCAUGUCAUUGCUUUGUGUGGCCUCCAGGGCGGCGCUCUGUAAAUAUCCCCUGUGCAUGGGCUGCUCUGUUUUCUGUCAUUCUACCUCAUUGUAAUAAGAUACUACAGAAGACACGUGUGACCUGGGCGGCUCCUCAUAUCAUAUGCACUUAAUAAAACCAUUGCCCUGG
This is a messenger RNA of Hyla sarda, 1722 nucleotides long. Its product is annotated as pygopus homolog 2-like. NCBI's taxonomy places the organism in Eukaryota, Metazoa, Chordata, Amphibia, Anura, Hylidae. The record is from RefSeq and is a predicted model, not a curated record.